UAGUAUGCAAAUAUAUUGAAAACGAUUUGAGGUCUUCAACAACGUCAUCUGCAAACAAUGAAAACGUAUUGAAGUCGAAAAGAGUUCGACCUGAUUUAAUCGACCCUGAAGCUUUUGAUGAAAUAAGAAGAGGAAAAUGGUCGUGUGAAGAACUCAGAAACCUCGUGCUUAAUAUGGUUCUUCCUUCAUUAGCAUUUUCAGGGUCUAAGGGAGGAAACAAAUGGCCUGUAGCCCGAAUUAAAAAUUUUUGGUCCAAAGCAGAACAACCAUCUUUUUGGCCGUUACACAUACCGUUUUGUUCACCAUCAGCAAGAAAAGAGAUUCCACUAGAUGGCAACAACGAUAAGAAAAUUUUCAGGAAAGUUCUCAACAAGGCAGAACUAACCGAAAUCGUCCUUUCCUAUUGGAAUUACAUUACAGACUUUAAUGAAGAAAACAUCGAAGAAGAGUAUCAAGACAUGGAAAAAGAAACUGAUAUAGAGGAAAUAAACGAGGAGAAAGCAGACGAGUUCAAACAAGAAAAGAAGCAUGAAGAUAUCGACGAAGAAGAAAUUCAAGAUGAAGAUAUGGACUACGAGCACAACAAAGAGAAAUAUCUUAAAGAAGAAGGAAACGAAGAAGACGAAAUGGGACCAGAGGAACAUUUCAUGAUGCAACAAAAGGAAUGAGAUUAAUAUUUAGAU
This is a messenger RNA of Xenia sp. Carnegie-2017, 683 nucleotides long. RefSeq lists its product as uncharacterized. NCBI's taxonomy places the organism in Eukaryota, Metazoa, Cnidaria, Anthozoa, Malacalcyonacea, Xeniidae. Bases 174 to 668 code for a protein of 164 amino acids. The transcript has 5 exons. The record is from RefSeq and is a predicted model, not a curated record.